Molecule: messenger RNA, 699 nt
Organism: Trichoderma reesei QM6a
Lineage: Eukaryota; Fungi; Ascomycota; Sordariomycetes; Hypocreales; Hypocreaceae
Exons: 1
Coding region: 1-699 (232 amino acids)
Source: RefSeq, a predicted model, not a curated record
AUGGACCAAAAGGGCAUCAUCGAGCGACGCCUCCCCAACGCCGUCAUCUACAACCUCACCCAGCCAAACCAAGUCACAAUCACUCUCCCCCCAAAAUCAACAUGGUCGAGCGGCCUGCACUGGCACGAAACCCACACCGAGUACCUCAAAGUCAUCAAAGGCAGCAUAAAAGUCCGGCUCGGAGACGUCGAACAAACUAUCACGGCGAGCAGUACCAACCAGCCCGAGAUUACCGUCGAGCGAUAUGCCUGGCACGAAUGGCAGCGCGCAGACUUGGACGGCGAGGAAGUCGUCGUGAUUGAGCGUACGGAUCCGGAAGACGGUGAAAAGGCGCUCUUCUUCUGGAACUUGAAUGGCGUGAUAUUGGAUGCUGGGAGGGUUAUCGGGACGAAUGUGCCUGGGUUCGCAUUCUUCCCUUCCAAGAUCAAGGAUCUCAUCAUUGAUUUCUGGAUCACGCUGAACCUCUUCAUCGUGUUUCACUCGCUGGACAACUUCCCUGUCAUCUUGAGCACGACGAGGUUCUGGAAGGGAAAGCCUUCGCGCGGGCUGUCGGCGGAUUGGUUUGUGUCUCAUUUGCUGCUUUCGCUUGCAGCUCUGGCAGGCCGUGUCUUUGGGUUGAGGGCUGUGAGAUCGGAGUAUACGCCUGCUCCGCAGUACAACCGCUGGAAAGAGCAUCAUCAUAUCGACAAGUCAAGAUAG